Messenger RNA from Cordyceps militaris CM01, 531 nucleotides. RefSeq lists its product as uncharacterized. The transcript has a single exon. The record is from RefSeq and is a predicted model, not a curated record. Lineage: Eukaryota; Fungi; Ascomycota; Sordariomycetes; Hypocreales; Cordycipitaceae. The coding region runs from base 1 to 531 and encodes 176 amino acids.
AUGGACGUGAUGUCGACGCUUUCGGACCUCAUCACCUCACUCCUGCCGGCCGACACGGCGGCGCUGGUGCACCACCACGUGCUGCGCGCCGACGCGCCGCUGCAGGUGUACUUUGCGGCGGCGCGGGCCUCGGUGACGCGCAGCGCCGGGGCGGUGACGCCGUACGUGGCGCCGCUCGUGGAGCGGCUGCUCGCGUGGACGCACGACUCGGCGCUCGGGGGCCUGCUGGUGCCGCUGACGAUUCUCGUGGCGGCCGUGGUGGUGAUGAACUGGAUCCGGCGGGUGCUGCUGUGGUGGACGCGCCUGGCGCUGCGCGCGGUGCUGUGGGCGACGCUGGCCGCGCUGGCCGCCUGGGUCUGGCAGCGCGGCCUGCAGGCCAGCGUCCGCGACGUCGUCGUCGUCGCCGGCAAGGUCGCCGGCUACGCCGCCGUCGUCAGGGAGAUUUGGUGGAGGGAGUACAGGAGGUACGAGGACCAGCAGAACGCCGGCGGCAGGCGGGCGGCGACGGCGGCGGGCGGCGCCCAUCGGUGA